AUGCUACGCCUUCUCCUAGUUACGCUAUUUUUAGCCACGGCUGCAGCGUUGACAUGCUAUAACGGACAUAAAAUCCUAAACGGCGGCUCGACGGGCGAGACGACGGAGGACUGCGGCUCGGGGGCGUUCUGCUACAAUAUGUCGGCCCAGGUGGCCGUGUUCGUCGACUUGAUGAAGGCCGGGUGCUCGCGGUGGCGCUGUAUGCUCGCCCAAGACUCGUGCAUCGGGAUGAAUUUCCAAGGCAUUCCGGUCCACUUCUGCUGCUGCUCCACGGAUCGGUGCAACGUGGGCGCGUAUUCGCAUAUGGCAGGCCACAACUGGAACAACAACAACAACGGCCCGGGCGGAGCCAACUGGAACAACAACAAUAAUGACAACAACAAUGGAGGAAAUUCUGGCGCGAACUGGGGAACUCGCGACAGCGACGCCAGCAGCGGGUUCAACUUCAAGGAUCGAUCCGGCGAUGGACAGACCAAGUCGAUGCAAAGAAGCCCUUCUCGCGAAGACGUCGAAAAAGCCUUCAAGAUGCACAUCGACAGCCCGACAGAGGCACCGCGAGGAGGUUUUGGCGGCGAAGAGCCCAUCCAGAAGAUUGACGUACGCAAGACGACGCCCCGCCCCAUGAGAACCCAAUCCGGGGCCGAGGUCGAGCUCAUAAUC
This is a messenger RNA of Mesorhabditis spiculigera, 660 nucleotides long. The record is from the annotation of a GenBank genome assembly. NCBI's taxonomy places the organism in Eukaryota, Metazoa, Nematoda, Chromadorea, Rhabditida, Rhabditidae.